This is a messenger RNA of Triticum dicoccoides, 1621 nucleotides long. Its product is annotated as NAC domain-containing protein 92-like. Gene Ontology annotation, biological process: regulation of DNA-templated transcription. Gene Ontology annotation, molecular function: DNA binding. The transcript is spliced from 3 exons. The coding region runs from base 141 to 1202 and encodes 353 amino acids. The record is from RefSeq and is a predicted model, not a curated record. Lineage: Eukaryota; Viridiplantae; Streptophyta; Magnoliopsida; Poales; Poaceae.
CAAAGCGUCCGAUCAAUCACAGAAAAUCGUCCCUCCAUAUCUCCCCAGCUCUUCUUCCUCCUCCGACGCUCCCGUGUCAUCUGGUUCUUCUUCCUCAGAUAGCGAAGAAGGCUAGUAGAUCCGGUCGAGAGGGCGCGGCGAUGUCGGACGUGACGGCGGUGAUGGAUCUGGAGGUGGAGGAGCCGCGGCUCUCGCUCCCGCCGGGCUUCCGGUUUCAUCCGACCGACGAGGAGGUGGUCACCCACUACCUCACCCCCAAGGCCGUCAACAACGCCUUCUCCUGCCUCGUGAUCGCCGACGUCGACCUCAACAAGACCGAGCCGUGGGAUCUCCCCGGGAAGGCGAAGAUGGGGGAGAAGGAGUGGUACUUCUUCGUGCACAAGGAUCGCAAGUACCCGACGGGCACGCGCACCAACCGCGCCACGGAGAAGGGGUACUGGAAGGCGACGGGGAAGGACAAGGAGAUCUUCCGCGGCAAGGGCCGCGACGCCGUCCUCGUCGGCAUGAAGAAGACGCUCGUCUUCUACACCGGCCGAGCGCCCCGCGGGGACAAGACGCCGUACGUGAUGCACGAGUACCGCCUCGAGGGCCAGCUCCCCCACCGCCUCCCCCGCUCCGCCAGGAACGAUUGGGCUGUUUGCCGGGUUUUCGACAAGGACUUGGCGGCGAAGAAUGCGCCGCCCCAGACGGCGUCGGCGGCCGUCGGGGUCAUGGAGGACCCGUACGCCUUCCUCGACGUUGACGACUUCUUCAACAACCCCGACCUGCCGAUGCUCAUGGACUCCCCGUCAGGCGCCGACGACUUCGCCGGCGCCUCGAGCUCCACCUCCAGCGCCGCCGUGCCGCUCGAGCCGGACAUGGAGCACCUUUCCAUCAAGACGGAACCGCCGGUGCCGCAGCAGCAGAUGCAGAGCCCCAACUACUUCUUCAUGCCGGCGACGACGGCCAACGGCAACCACGGCGGCGGCGCGUACUCGCCCUACCAGGCCAUGGGGGAGCAGCAGAGCGCGAUCCGCAGGCACUGCAAGCCGGAGGCGGCGUCUUCGUCGGCGCUGCUGAGCCCCUCGCUCGGCUUCGACACCGGGGCGCUCGCCGGCGGGGACACCUCGUUCGUGAUACCGUCGUCGCGGUCGUACCUCGAUCUGGAGGAGCUGUGCCGGGGCGAGCCUCCCAUGGACUACUCCAACAUGUGGAAGAUCUGAUUGAAUCCAUCCAUCUCUCCGAUGGACCGGAGCGUCUCAGCUUGCUGGUAGCCAUAGACGGUUAAUUUGGUUGGUGCUAGCUCUUGGAUUGAUUAGUUGCUUCAUUAACUUUGGUUAUUAAGGAUUGGGUUAAUUAGGCGCGCGGCGAUGAUUCGAGGAGGAUCGUCGCGUGUGUUGUUGUUGAUGCGUGCAAGGCAUGUGAGCGAGCGAGUGCUGAUUAAUCUUAAUUAGGGUGUGAGAUAUCAAACUGCUAGGAGGCAUCUGUAGUUUGUUUGUACAUAUAUAGGUACCAGAUUGCCGUCAUACAGUUCAGUGAUUAGGGGGGUGAAUUGGAGGGUGAGAGAUCAUACCGAGACCGAGUUUGAUUGAUGAAUCUGAUUGUGUGUUGAUGGAAAUGAAUUAUUCCCCUUCUAGAUGAA